Messenger RNA from Arabis nemorensis, 627 nucleotides. Lineage: Eukaryota; Viridiplantae; Streptophyta; Magnoliopsida; Brassicales; Brassicaceae. The record is from the annotation of a GenBank genome assembly.
AUGGAAGAAGAAAUCACGAAGCUUUUCAAGGUGCGUCGCACGGUGUUGCAGAUGCUAAGGGAUCGAGGUUACAAUAUAGAAGAAUCUGAUUUGAACAUGAAAAGAGAAGAGUUUAUUCAGAAGUUUUGUAAAGCUCCUUUGAACAAAGUGAACAAGGAAGCUCUUUUCUUCGCAGCCAAUAAAGGGCCAAAUUCAGCCGACAAGAUUUACGUUUUCUUCCCGGAAGGUCCUAAAGUGGGAGUCUCUGUGAUCAAAAACGAUGUGGCAAUGAAGAUGGGAGGCGAUAAAGUUACUCGAGGGAUCAUAAUUGUUCCAAUGCCUAUAACUGGUCCAGCCAAAAGCUAUCUAGUAGAGGUCAACAAGAUUCUAACAAUUGAAGUCUUUGAAGAAGCUGAAUUGGUGACCAACAUUACUGACCAUAAACUCAUCAACAAGUACUAUGUACUCGACGAUCAAGCUAAGAAAGAAUUACUCACAAAGUACACUGUGAAAGACACACAGCUGCCUCGUAUCCUUCUCUCUGAUCCUCUUGCAAGAUACUAUGGACUCAAGCGAGGACAAGUUGUCAAGAUCAGACGAAGCGACGCUACUUCUUUAGACUAUUACACCUACCGAUAUGCUGUUUGA